Messenger RNA from Ornithorhynchus anatinus (platypus), 1117 nucleotides. It is a transcript of the gene ZNF575, whose product is annotated as zinc finger protein 575. Gene Ontology annotation, molecular function: DNA-binding transcription factor activity, RNA polymerase II-specific; RNA polymerase II cis-regulatory region sequence-specific DNA binding. The record is from RefSeq and is a predicted model, not a curated record. Lineage: Eukaryota; Metazoa; Chordata; Mammalia; Monotremata; Ornithorhynchidae. Gene Ontology annotation, biological process: regulation of transcription by RNA polymerase II. Bases 230 to 1027 code for a protein of 265 amino acids. The transcript has 4 exons.
CGCCCCCCCCCCGGGGAGGGGCCGCGCGGACAGCUGCCUCCCCGCUGGGGAUGAGGCCGGGCCGCGGGGGAGAGAGGAGUUAACGGGGCCUCCAUGGCCCUCGCCUAGGACCGGACUGCAGGCCUGGGCCCAGGCGUCGGGGCGCCCUCGACGGUCCCCAUCCCCGGCCCGACGGUCCCCAUCCCCGGCCCGCAGGUGUGGGUGGCCCGGGGCCCGGCCGCCGCCGACCAUGCUGGAGCGAGGAGACCAGGCGGCCGGCGGCAGCGGGAGGACCCCCGUGGACAAGGACCCCGGCCUGACCAACGGAGGGGCCUCCCGUAAAGCCAAGCCGAAGCGGAGCCGGCCCCCCGAGUCCGGGCCGGCGGGCGGGCGGGGGCCGGGGCCGGCGCCGCCCUCGCGCGCCCGCCGCCCGCCGCCCCCCCAGCGUCCCCACCGCUGCCCGGACUGCGACAAGAGCUUCUCCUACCCGUCCAAGCUGGCCACGCACCGGCUGGCCCACGGCGGCCAGCGGCCCCACCCGUGCCCCGAGUGCCCCAAGUCCUUCUCCUACCCCUCCAAGCUGGCCGCCCACCGCCUCACCCACAGCGGGCACCGUCCCUUCCCCUGCCCGGACUGUCCCAAGGCCUUCGGCCACCGCUCCAAGCUGGCGGCCCACCGCUGGACCCACUCCCCGGCCCGCCCCUACCCCUGCCCCGACUGCCCCAAGUCCUUCUGCUACCCGUCCAAGCUGGCCGCCCACCGCCACACCCACGCCGGGGGCGCCCGCCCCUACCCCUGCCCGCUCUGCCCCAAGUCCUUCUGCUACCCGUCCAAGCUGGCCGCCCACCAGCAGCGGCACGGGGCGGCCGCCGGCGCCGCCGGCCCCUCGCCGGCCCCCCCGGCGCCCGCGGCCCGGGAGGCGGCCGCCCCGCACCGCUGCCCCGCCUGCGGCCAGGGCUUCGGCCAGAGGCGGCUCCUGGCCCUGCACCAGAGGAGCCACCGUGGCGAGGCCAAGGCGGGCAAAGGAGCCAAGGCGGAGCGGGCCUGACCCCCUCGCCGGCCCCCCGCCUCCCCCGUCCCCCUCCACCCGGCCCUGCUCGCCCCUCAGCCGCCGCCAGCUUUCGGUCCCCGUCCCUCC